AUGUCAUCUGCUCUUCCAGAAGAGAAUCUUUCCUGUCCUGUGUGCUGUGACAUUUUUAGAGAUCCUGUGCUGCUAUCAUGUAGCCAUAGCUUCUGCAGGAGCUGCCUCCAGAAGUUCUGGGCAACCUCCGGUACCAGAUGGUGUCCUGUCUGCAGGAGAACAUCCUCCAAACGAAGUCCUCUCUCCAACCUGGCUUUGAGGAAUCUUUGCGAGGUUUACAUCCAGGGGAGAAUCCAAAGAGCUGAAGCUGGAUCAGAGGUUCUCUGCAGUAUGCAUGGUGAAAAACUCAAGCUCUUCUGUCAAGAGGACAAACAGCCCAUCUGUGUGGUGUGCCAAACCUCAAAAAUACACAAAAAUCAUGAUUGUUCUCCGAUAGAUGAGGCUAUACAGGACUGCAGGGAGAAACUCGCAGCUACCCUCGGGACAUUGCAGAACAAACUCUGCAAGCUUACUGAAACGAGAAUUACUUCUCUUGAAACUGUGGAACACAUAAAGAGUCAGGCACACACCAUUAAGAAGAAAAUCAAGGAUCAGUUUGCAGAGCUCCAUCAGUUUCUAUACAAGGAGGAGGAGGCUAGCUUAUCUGCACUGAGGGAAGAGGAGGAACAAAAAGUUCACGCACUGAGGGAGAAAGAUAAAGAUAAUGCAGAAAAGAUAUCAUCCCUCACAAAACUUAUCAGCACCAUUGAACAAGAAUUAACUGCUGCUGAUGGAACAUUCCUGCAGAAUUUCAGAGCCACUAUGGACAGGACCCAGAGAACAAUGCAGGAUCCAAAAGUGCUCUCAGGGAUGUUACUGGAUGAGGCCAAGUACCUGGGUAACCUGAAAUACAGGGUCUGGAGCAAAAUGAGAGGGGCAGCUCAAUACACCCCGGUGACUUUGGAUCCAAACACAGCUCACCCCUGUUUGAGUCUCUCAGAUGAUCUAACUGCUUUACACUAUUCUGCUCCCCCUCGCCCUCCCCCGAGAAACGCCGAACGUUUUUGCAUAAGUGCAGAGGCACUUGGGUCUGUCCGGCUCUGCUCCGGACUUUGGUCCUGGGAUGUGGAGCUAGGAGAAAACAAGGACUGGAUCCUGGGCUUGGCAAGUGAGUCUGUUCACCGGAGGAGGGAGAUAGCUGCACGACCAGAGAACGGGUUCUGGACCCUGUGCCUGCGAGACGGGGUGUACAAGGCGAUGACAUCACCGCCAGAACCUCUGAAAGAAGUGAAGAAGCUCCAGAAGAUCCGUGUGCAUUUGGACUGGGAUAGAGGAGAAGUAUCAUUCUCAGAUCCAACCAACAAUAAAUUUCUGUACACCUUCAAACAUAGAUUCACAGAAGGGGUUUUACCGUAUUUUUACACACAGAGUAAACUUCCCUUAAAAAUCCUGCCAAAGGCUAUAUCUAUUACUGUCAGUGAAGACAAUCUGCCUUUAGAAGAGUGA
This is a messenger RNA of Chanos chanos (milkfish), 1425 nucleotides long. Its product is annotated as zinc-binding protein A33. The coding region runs from base 1 to 1425 and encodes 474 amino acids. Gene Ontology annotation, molecular function: protein binding; ubiquitin-protein transferase activity; zinc ion binding. The record is from RefSeq and is a predicted model, not a curated record. The transcript is spliced from 6 exons. Lineage: Eukaryota; Metazoa; Chordata; Actinopteri; Gonorynchiformes; Chanidae. Gene Ontology annotation, biological process: protein ubiquitination.